Amphibalanus amphitrite is the source of this 3333-nucleotide messenger RNA. RefSeq names its product serine/arginine repetitive matrix protein 2-like. The record is from RefSeq and is a predicted model, not a curated record. The transcript has 12 exons. Bases 220 to 3150 code for a protein of 976 amino acids. NCBI's taxonomy places the organism in Eukaryota, Metazoa, Arthropoda, Thecostraca, Balanomorpha, Balanidae.
AGAAUGGCACUUGGAAUGGCACAUGUUUGUGACCGAAUUACUCAAAACUGGCGCGGGCUUUCAUGACUAAGGGAAAAUAAAAAAAGAUCACACUAUAUAUUCUGCUGCCAAUAGCUAGUAAACGCUUUAUUUAGCAUCAUGAACUGCUACUCUGUGGCACCAAACAACAGCGACCCGUAGCAAAGUCAUGUGCCUGAACUGUGUCUGGUAGCCAUCACGAUGGAACUGAAGUCGAGCCGGAGUCGUGUUGGCUCGGUGGCUGCUGGGGGCUAUGACGAACUUCUGACGCCGCUGAUCUGUGACGCCCAAUCGGAGCCGGUCAGGGGCGCAGCGUGGGAAGAGGACGCCAGGGGAUUGGACGGCAGAAACAGCCGGAGCGGAGGAGCGUUGGUUGACAAGCGGAGCGGGCGCAGUUCUCGGAGUGGUCGCCAGGUGUCAGUGCGCUCGAGGCAGUCCAUCCAUGGUUCGGAGAUCAGGAGGCAGGGCAGCGUUGGCCCGCCGGGUGGCGACGGCGGCGGGCUGAGAGUGAAGAGCACCGUCAGCGGCUUCCUGAACCGGGACUACUACACCUCCAACGACUCCGUGCCGCUGAUCCGCGUCUCUGAGAGCUACACCCGCCUGUUUCGCCACACAUCCGACGAAGAUACGGACAGCGAAGUAGAGGAAAUCGUCGAAAAGAAGUUCGGCACCGAGGCCAAGAAUCUCAGAGAUGCUCUCAAAACGAACUUUGCCGUCCGAAAAACGGCCCUGGGCAUCCCCAGAAUGGAGGGACAUAUGAGGUUACCUGACCGCAAAACGGCUCACACGGACGCCAAGGACCGACUGUACCGCGGCCAGUGCUACGUCGUGGAGCUACCGUAUCGCCUGGAGCGGUCCACGCGGGGUCUCACCCGUACCGCCGUCGGCCGGGCCAUGGAGGAUGAGCGCGUCCGCCGGGUGUCGGAGCUGCGGCAGCGCGGCGCGCUCGUCUCCGAGCUGUGGCUGGCCGUGCAGGCCGAGCUGCGACAGCUGGCCAGAGACGCCGAGCAGGAGGACGUCGAGUCCACCAUCACCAGCACGCAGACCAACGAGGACCGCAUGGAGCUGGUGCGCGAGGAGCUCGUCCAGAAGGUGCACAGAAAGGCGGUGCGAGCGGAGGUGGCUGAGGCGCAGCAGUGGAAACAGAUGUUCUUCAAGGGCAUCUCCAAGAACAAGCUGCCGACAGACGCGAUGGAGGCGGUGGCUAGUACCAGCGAGCACAUGAACUCUGUGCUGCAGCAGCUGCAGGAGGCGUUCUCGUGCAGUGAGAUCGAGGAGGGCUCCCGCCAGGAGGUGAUCCAGGAGCGCGCGCAGGAUCUCAAGGACGCCUGCCUCACCGAGCUGCUGCGCUGCGUCGCAGUGCAGAAAAUCAAAGUCGAGAUCACCAUCGAGACGGAGCGUCAGGUCCACGAGUUCAAGCGCGGCCGGCCGGCGGCGGUGCGCAAGAGCGGCUCCCAGGAGGGUGUGGACCUGGGCGCCGCCAAACAGGCCGUGGGUGGCUCACUGGGGAAAAUCUUCAAACGGGUCAGCGAUCGGGAGACGAAGAAGGAUAACCGGGUUAGAGACAGAGUGUCGGAGCUGAAGACCAUCUGCCAGGAAGAGGUCGUCAGAAAAGUGAUGGCCAAGCAGGUGGCGGUGAUGUGUAACCACGAGAAGGCGCGCCGAAUCGUCGAGUCGGAGGACCCGGCCGUGAUGAACGACCCGGACCGGGCGCGCAUCGCCGACCACUGGGUCCGCGUCCAGGCCCAGAUGGUCGUCGACAAGUUCAUGGGCAAAAAACCGAUGAAGAAGACCUCAAUGACUGAGGUGCUGGAGGGUAGGAACGGCUCUCCGAGUCCGAUCCGCAGCGCACUGGACCGCCGGCUCAAGGCAGUCCGAGAGAGGUUCCGCCGACCGGCCGUCUAUUUCUGUGACGAGGACGACACGUUUAUCCGGGAGCGGGCCCGGCGGCGGACGAGUCUCAGCUCACCGAGCCAGGGCCGGCUGGGCAGCCGCAGCUCACUGGCUCACAGCUCCGUGUCUGGCUCGGUCCGUCGGCGCCGGUCGUCCGCCGGCGGCUCCUCGAGUCCGUCCCCCAGCCGCAGCCGGCGAGCGACGGAGGCAGCACGGCCACGACGGGAGUCAGGGGCGCGGGUCAGUCCCAGCCGCCAGCCGUCCGCCGCCCGCAGUCCGAGCAGAGAGGUGUCUGAGACGCGGAGAAAAUCGGCGAGUCGCAGUCCGAGUCAUCGGGUGUCAGAGACCCGGCAGAAGUCUGCGAGUCGUAGUCCAAGCCGCCAGCCGUCGAUCACCCAUAGUCCCAGCAGGCAGCUGUCAUCCAGCCGCAGCCAACCGGGACGCCAGCCGUCGGUCUCUCGGAGCAAGCAUCAGUCCCAAGUCGUCAGUCCCAGUCGUCAGUCAUCAGCGGCCCGCAGUGCGAGCAAGCAGUCCUCAGUGGGACGGACUGCCAGCCGCCAGUCCAGCGGUACGGCAGCGAGCGCCGCCAGUCCCCGCAGACAGUCGAGUAGUAAACAGGCAGUCACCGCUAAACGCAGCUCGCGACGACAGACUUCAGGGGAGUCACCGAAGGCCGCGCGCAGUGCGAGCUACGUGUCUGCCCGCAGUGGCACCAGCACUGAGAGGCGUCCGUCCAGCUCAAGACGACGCUCCAACCCGUCAGCGGCGACUGGAGAAGAGAGAAGCCAGUCCCCACCGGGGAUUCUUAAAAACGGCGACAGCUCGCGUCGGGCCAGCUCGACGGCCGGUAGUCCACCGCGCGAGUCCAGAGCGAAGGUCAGCCGCAGCUCGCCGUCGACUGCACGGGGGGAUGUCGGGGCGCGCCGUUCAGGGGCGGUGGAGCCUCGCCGGUCUCCGUCCGGUGGAGGUGCCUCGGCGCGCCGCGGCCGGUCAGGAGGAGACGUGAAGGAGGUGCUGGCGCCCCGCCGGAUGGAGUCUGAGGCUGGUGGGCCAGAGGCGGCAUCUCGGUCGUACAGAAAACGGGGCGAUAAGACGGCAGAGUUCCAGCAGGAGAGACAGGAGAUCGCGGACCGGCGGGAGCAGGAACACAGUCAGAGAGUGGAGAGGAAGCGGUCCCGCUCGGCGGGGAAGACGAGCGACCAGUACCGGUCGCACUGGACGGCGCACAUACAGGAGUGACUGGUGGCGGCCGACGGCUUGUAUCAGGACAGUGUGAGAGUGGACGAAUACGCGCGAAUUGCUGUGAGUCAUGGCUGUUCAUGUGUGACUGCGAGUUUGUAUGUGUGAGAGUGUAGCGAUUCAACUCUGCUGUCGUAUUGAUAUGUUGCGGUUAAUCGCAAAAUAAAAAUGUAUGUGUUUUAC